AUGGAUUCCCAAGCACCUGUUACCAACGAAUCCACCGCAUCCGGUAAAAUGCACGGCGAGCCAUCACUCAUGUCGGUUCUUGCCUCUUCAUGCUGGAACUGUGAAGCGCGUACUCGCACAGAGAUUGUCUACCUGAUUCCUCAUCACGAUCCGGCUCUGGGCCUUCUCUCGAGACUGGGGUUCAUCCAGGAACCGCUCCAAUCGCCAUCCAACAUGGUUCCCCUGUGCCCGACUUGCCGUGCAAAUUUUGACAGCACCGUGGACCCUGGCUUUGUUUUCCUGCCUGUCGACUUGAAGUAUUUCAUGCAAUAUGAAGAAAAUGAUUACCAGAACAGAUGCCAACAGUUACUCUCUGGGAGAAAAAUUGAGCCUAGAACAUUCCCGACGGCACGGAAUUAUUUGGAUCACCAAAUCAAGCAGGGUGUGGUUCGUCCGACCGCGACAGGUGGGCUAUACCGCCGAGUCUUCUUUAAGAACUUUCUCCCUCCUGCAACUAAUAUGAAGCAUCUGGAGUUACCCAAGACCUUUAAUGGCUCGCCCAUCGCAACCAUUCGCCGUGCCUUCCAGGCUCUGGGGAGUCUUCGUUGCGGAGCCUGGUCUGAAGUGAGAGACGACCUCUUUAAACUACAGGGUUUAUAUUCUCGAUGCUUACCGGAGACGCCGGAUCUUCAAGAUCCUGCAAAACCGAAACGAUCCGUUAAUGGCACUCGUGCUAUGGUUCUAAAGGCCUGCCGCAAUCGAAUAAACAAUUUGCCGAACUAA
Coccidioides immitis RS is the source of this 762-nucleotide messenger RNA. RefSeq lists its product as uncharacterized. The record is from RefSeq and is a predicted model, not a curated record. The transcript is spliced from 2 exons. Bases 1 to 762 code for a protein of 253 amino acids. NCBI's taxonomy places the organism in Eukaryota, Fungi, Ascomycota, Eurotiomycetes, Onygenales, Onygenaceae.